Molecule: messenger RNA, 2090 nt
Organism: Cucurbitaria berberidis CBS 394.84
Lineage: Eukaryota; Fungi; Ascomycota; Dothideomycetes; Pleosporales; Cucurbitariaceae
Product: delta-9 fatty acid desaturas-like protein
Exons: 2
Coding region: 482-1924 (480 amino acids)
Biological process (GO): unsaturated fatty acid biosynthetic process
Cellular component (GO): endoplasmic reticulum membrane
Molecular function (GO): heme binding; stearoyl-CoA 9-desaturase activity; iron ion binding
Source: RefSeq, a predicted model, not a curated record
CUCAGUGCCGAGAUCAACGCUGCUUUGACGGCAACGAUGUGCCUUAGCCCUGAAAUCUUUUCGCAUUGUUACCGACUCUUGUGCCCGUGCAGGACCCUGAUGCAGCGAAUCGACGAGGGCGCUAGGCUGGCAAUGACAAAAGGUACGGCGAUUGUAGGUCUCGAAGGGCUCGCAUGCAAGGUCCCCGGGGCCUUCUAUCGCUUAGUCGCCCGCAGAAGUGUUGGGGAUCCAACAGCUAUUCCACCGCCAUAAAUUAUCCUCCCUGCCACCCGUCCUUUCUUCCCCAUCCUUUCCUGCUCCUUCCUCCCUACCUCCACCUCGUCAUUCACUUGAUCGCGGUGAAGCUUUCAGUCUUUGCUGGAGCGUUAGUUCCUUCAUCGGAAGCCGACCGGACCUCAUUUCUUGAGCCGCUAGUCCCUUCCCAUCGACUUGUUCGAUAACCUUUCGCUUUGCCUCCUACACCUUUUAUCGCUACCUCACAAUGCCUUCCCAUCAGCCCGUCGCUGGCGAGCAGGCCAUCGAUCCCGACUACGUCAAGCAGCCGUCCGCAAUGGCCAGCAAGUCGGAGCCAAACCGCAACCCCAAGUACGAUCCCAAGAAGCCACACAUCACCGACACGCCCAUUACAAAGGCAAACUGGUACAAGCACGUCAACUGGCUCAACGUCUACUUCAUCAUUGGCAUUCCCCUCGCCGGUUGCAUCGCUGCUUUCUGGACCCCCCUACAAUGGAAGACUGCUGUUUGGGCCGUCGUCUUCUACUUCUGGACUGGCCUGGGCAUCACAGCCGGAUACCAUCGUCUCUGGGCACACAAGUCGUACAACGCCUCUCUGCCUCUGAGCGUCUUCCUCGCGCUUGUGGGUGGCGGUGCCGUUGAGGGCUCCAUCCGCUGGUGGAGCCGCGACCACCGUGCUCACCACCGCUAUACCGACACCAACAAGGACCCCUACAGCGUUCGCAAGGGACUUUUGUACAGCCAUAUUGGCUGGAUGGUCAUGAAGCAGAACCCCAAGCGCAUCGGCCGCACCGACAUCACCGACUUGAACGAAGACCCCGUUGUUGUCUGGCAGCACAAGCACUACAUCAAGGUUGUCCUGUUCAUGGGCCUGAUAUUCCCAUCGGCUGUUGCUGGACUCUGCUGGGGCGACUGGAUGGGUGGUUUCAUCUACGCUGGUAUCCUCCGCAUCUUCUUCGUCCAACAGGCCACCUUCUGCGUUAACUCGCUUGCCCACUGGCUCGGUGACCAGCCCUUUGACGACCGCAACAGCCCCAGGGACCACGUCAUCACCGCCCUUGUCACUCUCGGUGAGGGUUACCACAACUUCCAUCACGAGUUCCCCUCCGACUACCGCAAUGCUAUCGAGUGGCACCAGUACGACCCCACCAAGUGGUCCAUCUGGCUUUGGAGCAAGCUCGGCCUCGCCUCCAACCUCAAGCAGUUCCGCUCCAACGAGAUUGAAAAGGGCCGUGUUCAGCAACUCCAGAAGAAGAUCGACCAGAAGCGCGCCAAGCUCGACUGGGGUGUUCCUCUUGAACAGCUUCCCGUCAUCGAGUGGGAGGACUACGUUGAGCAGGCUAAGAAUGGCCGUGGCCUGAUUGCUGUUGCCGGUGUGGUUCACGACGUCACCGACUUCAUCAAUGAGCACCCGGGAGGCAAGACCCUCAUCAAGAGUGGCAUUGGCAAGGAUGCUACGGCAAUGUUCAACGGUGGUGUCUACUUCCAUUCCAAUGCAGCACAUAAUCUUCUCUCCACCAUGAGGGUUGGCGUCAUUCGUGGCGGAUGCGAAGUUGAGAUCUGGAAGCGUGCCCAGAAGGAGAACAAGGAGGUGAACAUGGCCAAGGAUGACCAGGGUAACCCCAUCAUAAGGGCAGGCAACCAGAUCACCAAGGUUGCGCAACCCAUCGUCAGCGCUAGCGCAGCAUAGACGAUUGUCGGUUGAUUUAGCAAUGUUUGGCGUUUGGGAUGCCUUUUCCACCAUGAGUUGGCAUAAUAGUCUUUUACUUUCUCAGCGUUCGCUAGAGACCAUUAUGGAUGUAAUGUUCCACGAUUAGACGGAGUAUGCUUGUAGCCUUCAGAUUAGUGACACGCUC